Messenger RNA from Klebsormidium nitens, 1283 nucleotides. The record is from the annotation of a GenBank genome assembly. Lineage: Eukaryota; Viridiplantae; Streptophyta; Klebsormidiophyceae; Klebsormidiales; Klebsormidiaceae.
UAGUAGUACUACUACUACUAGCACCUAGCUGGAGCCGCCUCCGACGAAGCAAGCUGACAAACCUCUCAUACAAAGCAGAAUGGCUGCCGACAAGGUGCUUCUAUCGUCUGGAGGACGAGCUAUCUUAGAGAGGGUGUCGUCUGGGCAGCAUGCUUCCUGCAGCUCCGAAGCCCGCAUGUCCCGCUUUCCUCUGGCAGAGUACACAUGUUGCUUGAGAGUUUUUCAAAAGAAGGUCGCAGGACCGGCGUCAAAACACAGUCAGGGUAUUCCUUGUGGCAGCAGAGAGUCUUCAUUUAUUGCGAAUGGUGAUUUCUGUAGCAUUUUUCCAUCGGGAGGAGAAAGAGGAAGGCCCAGUGUUCAAUUUCCGCAGCGGAAGGGUAAUGCCACCACCACUAAAGCUGGAUACUUUGGCGAGUUUGUGGACGACAAUGAGAAGCAGCGGAAGAUCCAGGCAAAGCGGCGGUUCCUAGUCCAAAGUAGCGACCAUAUAGAUGGGGAGAGUCCUCUUCAGGAGCUGGUUUCUGAAGCCAGACACCAGUGCAAUCAAGCAGUGGUUUUGCCAGUAAAGCGCAGAAUAGAAAGGCUGGGGAAUUGGUGGAACAGCACGCUUCUGGGGCGGCUGGGCAGAGUGUACAAUGAGCGGCGCGCUCUGUCUGUGAAACUCUACAGGAGGUGGCCUGUUCUUCUCCUGUUCGUAAUCUUCCAGGGCAGCAUGAUUGGCACCGAGCUGAUCUUUAAAUACUUCAAAGUGGGGGGCCUUCUAAGGCCACUAGCAGUGCUAGCGGUUUCUUUCUUUACUGGUCCCCCUUUUAUUGAAGCCUUCUUACCGGGGAUCAUAAAGAAGAGGGACUAUGACCCGCCCAAUCCAAAAGAAGAUGCAGUUUUUGAUGAUGAGCCAGUGCCAAAGUGGAGGCCGCCGGAAGAAGUAGCGGCGGAGGAGUUUUUGCGCCCUAUAGAGGAAAGCUAAGACGAGUCUAAUGGACCUUUUCAAAGCAAUCAGUGAAUUCAUCAUUGAAACGACUCAGAAUGAUGUAUCUGGCACAUAUAACACUGUUCUGCAACCUGCCCAAUAACUUGGUAAUCAUUUUGAACGCACUGUGCCCCAAUGGAAGAUUGAGAGAUGCUCAAAUCCAUCAACAGGCGUUCCAGGACAUGGAGUCUGGUUCGAAUAUGUACCAUCUUUCUCCAAGUCCAGAAAGAGCCAGUGGAAGGAGAUUGCUUCGUAUCGAAGAUAUAAAAAUGGAGCUGAAAUGCGAGCUUUAUCAUCCAAGCGAGCUUAUCUG